Messenger RNA from Xenia sp. Carnegie-2017, 1038 nucleotides. RefSeq names its product protein LZIC-like. The transcript has 8 exons. The record is from RefSeq and is a predicted model, not a curated record. Gene Ontology annotation, molecular function: beta-catenin binding. The coding region runs from base 243 to 815 and encodes 190 amino acids. Lineage: Eukaryota; Metazoa; Cnidaria; Anthozoa; Malacalcyonacea; Xeniidae.
CCUGAAUAACACUUUCACUUCUCUGAUCAAUAUCCGAUAAAUACUUGGUCAGUAUUAAUUGUUAUUUUGCCUCUCAGAAGUAGGAUAAUCUCUUCGAAUGUUUGAAGAGACAUAAAUUGAAGUCCAAACAGAACUAACAUUGAAGGAAACCUGAACCAAUGAACAGAUUACGGUCGAGAGUGACGACAUUUUCCGAAUAAUCAUCAUCUGUAUCAAGUUUGGCUAAUAUAGAGGUUUUAUUUAUGGCAUCACGUGGAAGGUCCGAAACUGAAAAACUGAAAAAAAAUCUGGAAGAUCAGCUUGACAGAUUAAUGGUCCAGUUAUCUGACUUAGAAGAAUGCAGGGAGGAUUUAGAUCCUGAUGAGUAUGAGGAAACAAAAAAGGACACUGUAGAUCAAUUGAAAGAAUUCAAAGAAUCACUUGUUAAAUUUGCUGCGGGAAAUAUGACAUUGGUUGAUGAAAUUAGUGCUAUGCAGCUGGCAAUACAGGCAGCUAUAAGUGAUGCAUUCAAGACUCCAGAAGUGAUUCGCAUGUUUGCCAAAAAGCAACCAGGCCAGUUAAGAAACAGAUUGUCUGAGCUUCAGAGAGAUAUGAAAACUGGUCACAUUAGUGAAGCUGUGUACACCCAACAAGCUGUUGAAAUGUUAACAGCCUUGAAAAAGCUAGGUGAAACGUUAAAACCUGGCGAAGUUGAAUUUCUUUCAAAAAACACAAAUGCAGCGUUAAGCGAGUUUGUACGAGUUUCAGAAAGUUUGGGCUCUGGUGAAAAAUUACUUGCUGUGGCUGGUUCACAGGUGGAGCAGGCUCAACGAUGAUUUUUUCUUGCACACCUGUGCAGUCAGCACCCUGCAAUUUCACUAUAAUCAAUUUUGCCUAUUUAUAUUGUAAAGUAGUGGUUACAAACCUACAAUAGCGAUUUAGAAAACACUUUUGUUCAUGCUAGAAUAUGAACAAGGAUACAAUAGCUGUUUAGCUGUUGUGUUGUAAAUUGUGAAUGAAUAAAUAUCAAGUACAUAGCUCCUUACUUUUUUAACAUAA